GAGGAGAUCAUGACGUCCAUCGACGUGGUCUUCGCACACUUUUCCCAGCCGGACGGAUUUCGGGCUGAACGCCUCGGGGAUGCCAUGCGCGUUCUCGGGAUGAACCCCACGGAAGAAGAGGUCCGCAAGCACUUGGAAGAUCUUGGAGGGCCCCAGUACAUUGACGAAAGGACGUUUCACCAUUUCAUCAAGGAUGAACUGAUAAAGCAUUUCGAGAAAGUUCAGGUAGUGGUUGACUAUUUGAAGCAAUAUGACAAGGACGGCAAAGGUGCCUUGUCCAGGGAAGAAUUGCAAGAAGCGAUGCGAGGAAGAGAGUGCCAGGAACUCCAGGCAAGUGUCGCAAAGGUGCCGAGCAACAGUCAAGGUCACCUGGACAUUGUGGAGCUGGCAAAGUGUUUCUUGGAGCUUAGCGACUUUCAGGCAGACAAAACCGGUUCUGAAAAAUGUCAACGAGGCAAGGACACCCAAGCUGCCGAGGACAGCGUGGCCUACUCCGCACUGCUCAACCAGAUUUUGGCCUCCACAGAUGCUGUGUUCAAAUACUUCUCCAAACCAUCUGGACUUCCGGCUGCACGUCUCGGGCAUGCCAUGGGUGUUCUUGGGAUGAACCUCACAGAAGAUCAGGUCGAGGAGCGUUUGACGUAUCUGGGUCGUCCGGAGUACAUCGACCACAAGAUGUUUCACAAUCUCAUUGAGGAAGAAUUGAGAAAGCCGAUUCCAAAAGUUCAGGAAUUGCUAGACUAUCUGAAGCAGUUUGAUAAGGACGGCAAAGGUGCCUUGUCCAAGGAGGAACUACAAGAAGUGAUGAGAGGCAGGAUCAGAUGUGGUUGGGAUUUGAACAUAUUACGACUGCUAGGAGGUCAGAGAGGAGUUCCCAUUUUAAGAGAGAUCAACACAGAGCUGAUGAAAUGUGGAGUGGUAGACACGCUGUGA
Cladocopium goreaui is the source of this 933-nucleotide messenger RNA. The record is from the annotation of a GenBank genome assembly. Lineage: Eukaryota; Dinophyceae; Suessiales; Symbiodiniaceae.